AUGAUAAUCAGGCAUAGAUUGCCCAUUUACUCUGCCAUCGCAGUACUUGGACUUUUGAGUGUUACGAAUGCGAGUACUGGUGAUCGAUUGCCUGAAUUUAAACAAUGUGUUGAGGUCUGUCAACGAGAGAAUUGCGACAAUGAAGUUGGAGGCGCACUCCACCAUCGACUUCUCCUCUGGACUUGCCCAGCCGAAUGUGAUUAUACCUGUCAACAUAUAAUUACCGACUCGCGCGUUAAAUCCUCACAACCUAUUGUUCAAUUCCAUGGGAAAUGGCCCUUCUAUCGUUUCCUCGGCAUGCAAGAGCCUUUCUCCGUUCUCUUUUCACUCUUCAACUUCAUGGCGCAUCACAACGGACUUGCAAGAGUAACGACUCAGAUUCCCGAGGAUUAUAGUAUGCGGAAGUACUAUGUCAUGCUAUCAUAUGCGGGAAUGAUGAGUUGGGUGGCCAGUAUGGUGUUUCAUACAAGAGACUUUGCUUUCACGGAACAAAUGGAUUAUUUCGCGGCAGGAGGAAGUGUUUUGUACGGCAUGUACUAUACUCCAAUUCGAAUCUUCCGUAUGGAUCGUGGUGGAAAACGCACAAAGUCUAUAUUACGUGCCUGGACUCUUCUAUGCAUACUCUGCUAUAUCGCACAUGUUGUUUACCUGAAGUGGUGGGAUUGGGAUUAUACAUAUAACAUGGCCGCAAAUGUUGUGGUCGGAGUAAUACAAAAUUCUCUAUGGAGUUGGUUUUCGUUCGAAAAAUACAGAAAGAGUAAGAGGGCAUGGGCGACAUGGCCAGGGUUAGUAGUUGCGUGGAUUUUUAUGGCAAUGAGUUUGGAGUUGGUGGAUUUCCCACCUUGGUUGGGAUGUUUGGAUGCACAUAGUUUGUGGCAUUUGGGGACGGUGGCUCCAACUAUGAUUUUCUAUAGUUUCUUGAUCAAGGAUGCUCAAGACGAUAUAGCUGGACAAAGAUUAAAGGCUUAG
Molecule: messenger RNA, 969 nt
Organism: Botrytis sinoallii
Lineage: Eukaryota; Fungi; Ascomycota; Leotiomycetes; Helotiales; Sclerotiniaceae
Exons: 4
Coding region: 1-969 (322 amino acids)
Biological process (GO): GPI anchor biosynthetic process
Cellular component (GO): endoplasmic reticulum membrane
Molecular function (GO): hydrolase activity, acting on ester bonds
Source: RefSeq, a predicted model, not a curated record